Menidia menidia (Atlantic silverside) is the source of this 705-nucleotide messenger RNA. The record is from the annotation of a GenBank genome assembly. Lineage: Eukaryota; Metazoa; Chordata; Actinopteri; Atheriniformes; Atherinopsidae.
GUAAAUGCGCACAUGCGCAGUGUUGCCCCUCAAAUAGUCCUUUUUAUGCCUAGCGUGGAACGACUAGCAUCGAACGAGCUGAUGUUGCAUAGCGUCAAGAUGCAGCUCUUUUUGCGUGCCCAGAACACUCACACCCUUGAGGUGACCGGACAGGAGACUGUUGGCCAGAUCAAGGCCCAUGUCCAGGCUCUAGAAGGACUCCUGGUCGAGGAUCAGGUGCUGCUGCUUGCUGGGUGCCCACUGGAGGAUGAUUCCUCCUUGGCAUCUUGUGGUGUGUCAGAGCACUGCACCCUCGAAGUAGCUGGCAGGUUGCUGGGAGGUAAGGUGCAUGGCUCCCUGGCCCGUGCCGGCAAAGUGAGAGGACAGACCCCCAAGGUGGACAAGCAAGAGAAGAAGAAGAAGAAGACUGGCCGCGCCAAGCGUCGCAUUCAGUACAACAGGCGCUUUGUCAAUGUUGUGCCCACCUUCGGAAAGAAGAAGGGACCCAACGCCAACUCUUAAGUGCGUCAGUACCUACAAAGAUCAGCAGCACCGCCUGUCGGCUUUUUUUUUUUUUUUUUUGCCAAGUUAAAUGUUGUCCUGUACAGAAUAAAGAUCAAUUGACUUGGAUUUAUUGUCAUGUCAGUCAAUGCAAGUCUGGACUUUUUGAAAACUGGCUGAUUGCACCAAGUAGUUAAUAGGUUUUUUACUAAAACAGACAACCGU